AUGGUUUUCAUUCGCGAGUGCCACGCUUCGGGUAGAGUAAUUUCCCCUGCAACUAUGCUAGAGCGACGUCAUAUUUGGGAUGAGUAUGUUAACAUGUUUAGGUGCAAGUUUGGGAAAACCGAUUGGGGUUUUAUAAAUGGGGAAGUGUAUGGUGAUUUUGUUAACCUCACGCUUCUUAGUGACACUGACUCAGUGUCUUCUUCCUCGGGUUCAUACGAGUUUCCAAUAUGCUGGACCCAAGAGCCUGUUUCAAUCGGGGGCUACGAACCUAGUAAGUUGGAUAUGUUUGAGAAAUUGGUGGUGGAGACCUUUGAUGCUUUCAUGGUUUUUCCGAUUCAUGAAAUUUUAGGUUAUGAAGAUGAUCCUUUGAGUUUGCGGAGUUUUUUAGACAAAAUGGCGGAAUUUGAUCUUAAGGAGAUGAUGUCUUUGUUGGCGAAGGCUAAAGCUCCACGUGGCUUAUGGGGUAGAGACGGACCUAUUUUGGCCGAUCCUCCAUCCCGCCAUCCUCCUUUGAAGAAGAAGAAGGUUGAACAUUGGAAAGCGAAUGAGGGGUCUUCAAGGUUGAGUGAAGAUGACAAGCUCGAAAUUUUUCUAGGUGGGUCUUCUGCGGGCGUGGCAGUGAGAGGCCCCCCACCUUGGUCUUUCAACUUUUGGGAUUCCUCCUUUGACAAUUUCCACUUUAUGUAUGAUUUUCUUGGUUUCGAUGGAAACAUUGAGAAAGUUAAAGUCGUGGGUGCUUAA
Vicia faba (fava bean) is the source of this 741-nucleotide messenger RNA. Lineage: Eukaryota; Viridiplantae; Streptophyta; Magnoliopsida; Fabales; Fabaceae. The record is from the annotation of a GenBank genome assembly.